AUAAGAUUGAAAAUUCUACCAGAUGUGAUUUUGCAUAAUAAAUUUGGGGGUUUAUUUUUGAUUAUUUUCCUCCAUUUAUUCCCGAUUUUGACCGUUUCACUGAAACCAUACCAUAGAUAAAUACCAAGUAAUAUUAUACAGUGACUGGCGGAGGCGGUCUUGUAAUUUUUCCACUAAUCAUGGACGAUAACUUACUACUAACCUACUAACCAAUAACCACGGACCUUCUGUAUAGUGUAUUCAUUUUCCAUUUCACUAUUCGCCAUUUGUUUUGCCGCUGAGAAAUUAUAAAAAACGUUCUCGUCCGUAUUAUUACUAUUAGCCGACUGUCGUCCAUCAAUCAUUUGCCGCAUUUAAUAACUAUCAAAGUAAGUAUACAAAUAUAACUAUGUUUUGAAAUAAAUCUGUGAUUUGGAAUCCUAUAUAUUGGGUAUGUAUUGGUAAAUAUUGGUGGAAGUACCUAUAUUACAAACUGCAAUCACGAGGUACUUAUUGAAUGUCAAAUACGCAACCGGCUGAUUGCGUUAUUUGAGAUUUCGAGACGAGUAUAAUAAUAGGCACCCUUUUUAUUUUCACGUCAGUAAAUUAAUGGAAUUUAAUACGCUUUAAAAAAUGUUUGCUUGCUGUUAUAAAAGUUAACAUCUGAAUCACUGAUACUUCAUUAUAGUAGUUUAGUUAAUUAGUAGUUCGCACUAGUAAUUUUUUUUCUGUAGUUGAAUUAUGGCUCGUACUAAGCAGACAGCGCGCAAGUCUACUGGUGGCAAAGCUCCCCGGAAACAGUUGGCGACAAAAGCUGCUAGGAAAAGUGCGCCGAACACUGGUGGCGUGAAGAAGCCUCAUCGUUACCGCCCGGGAACUGUCGCUCUCCGUGAAAUCCGCCGGUAUCAGAAAUCUACUGAGUUGCUGAUCCGCAAAUUGCCCUUCCAACGUUUGGUCCGUGAAAUCGCACAAGAUUUCAAAACUGAUCUGCGUUUUCAGAGUGCAGCUAUCGGGGCGUUACAAGUUUGUUUUUUAAUUUUAAAAUGUUUAUAGAUACUAUACCUACGUACCGUCCUGUACAUAAGUAUUUCAGUUCAUUAAUAAUUUUCACCUAAUAGGUAUGUUUUUCUUAUUUUCUAUAAUCAAUCUUAGUAUUAGUAUGCGAAAAUCCUCCAAUUUUCUCUAUUAUCUAUUUUCUUUCUAACUUUUAUUGGUAAAAAUCUACUUUGCUGUCAUAUGAAUUUUGAUUCAUCAUUAUUUGUUGCAUAUCAUAGCUAAUAUAAAAUAUAAACUAUAUUUAAUUUUGUUUUUAAUUAAGAAUUAUGUGUUAAAUGGUUCUAUUUUUGAUGCCAAUUUGCCACCUCUUUUGGACAUAAAUAGGAAUGAAAUAAUGCAUUUAUAAAUAUGUGUUAUUUAUUUAUAUUUACAUAAAGCAACAUUUUUAACCAUCAUCACUCAUACUGUUUCCAUUAUCACAUGGUAAUUUUUUUCAAGUUCUGUUUCUUAUAUGUAUUGUAUUAGUAAUUAAAUUAAAACCAACUUAGAUGUAAAUAAUUGGUUUCCAAGUUAUUUAAACUAUUUUUAUAAAUACAAUUAUUCUCAAUCAAUUCUUAAAAACUACCUUGAAAAAAAUUUUAAUUACCUAUAAAUUUUUAUCGUUAUUUUAUUAUUUAGCUUAUUGAGCAUAGCAAUCCGGACACACAUUGACUAAAUGAUAACAAAUGUUUUUGUGCUUUUAUUGUUUCAAAAAGAACAUCAUAAAAAUAAGAAAAAAAAACUCAAAAUUAAUUACUUACAUGUGAUAAAUUAUUUCCAAACACUAAUUCCAAUCACUUUAUGCACUUCUACAAACUGAAUAAAAACCAAGAUAACACAAAACUAAUUACAUUUUAUCUAUAAAAUGAUUAAUUAAUUAAUAACACAUUAUUUGAGGCUAUAGAAAUGUACAAAUAUUUAUAUUCACAAUAACAUUCAUAAACUUAUAAAUACAAAUAAGCUAGAGUCAUUAUUUACUCUGUGUGUUAACUAAUCCACACAUCCUCUUAGGCCUUCUAUAAUUAAUCCAAGCAUCUCACCAUACCAAGUACAAUAAUUUAUCAAUUCCUUGAUAAUUUUACGGAGAGUUCUUCAUGUUAUUUUAUUUUUUUCGUAUUCAAUGAUUUAUCUUUAUUUUAUGAUAUUUACCAGGAGGCCAGUGAAUCAUACUUAGUAGGACUGUUUGAGGACACCAACUUAUGCGCCAUUCAUGCCAAACGUGUGACCAUCAUGCCAAAAGACAUUCAAUUGGCAAGACGUAUCCGAGGCGAACGAGCUUAAUUUGUGUUCUAAAUUAAUCAAACCUUUUUCAAUUCAGUUAUUCGUAUGAUUUUUAUUUUUUUUGUAUUAUUCUACACACAUUUCUUUUCAGAUUAUCCAUAAUCGUUUGUAGGUUUUGUAUUAAUAGUUAAUUGAUUCAUUUUUAGUUUGUUAUAUUUUGUAAUCAUACCAUUGUGUGAUUAUUAUACCUUAUUUCGUGGGUUGAAACAUUUGUUCUAACCUCUUCAGGUGUGCCUCUAUAGGUAAAUCAUAACUAUAAUUAUUUUUUUUAUGCAUAAUUGAUUAGAUUAUCUUAGGA
This is a messenger RNA of Cinara cedri, 2593 nucleotides long. The record is from the annotation of a GenBank genome assembly. NCBI's taxonomy places the organism in Eukaryota, Metazoa, Arthropoda, Insecta, Hemiptera, Aphididae.